Molecule: messenger RNA, 1872 nt
Organism: Mycetomoellerius zeteki
Lineage: Eukaryota; Metazoa; Arthropoda; Insecta; Hymenoptera; Formicidae
Gene: CaMKI
Product: Calcium/calmodulin-dependent protein kinase I
Exons: 9
Coding region: 293-1504 (403 amino acids)
Biological process (GO): protein phosphorylation
Molecular function (GO): ATP binding; protein kinase activity
Source: RefSeq, a predicted model, not a curated record
CCUCCCAGUAGUCGGAGUAGUCCCAGUGCGCCGGAGGACGACGACGAGUCGCGAUCAUCCGGCCGUCCCGAUCGCCGAUCGGUCGUACACGCUCCUUCGGACCUUAAGGCAUUAAUUGGCGGCGAGCCACGAAUGUGAGGUACCGCGGACCGAACGUAGGAUAUUUCCUCCCCAAUACACAGUGUGUGCCGUUUGUGACAGAUAUACGGUUGCGCGCCUGUAAAAUUAUAUACGUUGUGUUGUACAUACAUAUAUACCUAUAUACACGCGAGAUCCAGGGAACGAGAUCAAGAUGCCGCUCUUCGGGAAGAAGGACACGAAUAAAAAGAUCAAGAAGGAUGGGAAGGACGACCGAUCGCCCUCCGUCGAGGAUAAGUACAUCCUAAAGGACCUGCUGGGAACAGGAGCAUUUUCUGAAGUGAGACUGGCGGAAAGCAAAGAGAAGCCGGGUCAAAUGUUUGCCGUAAAGAUCAUCGAUAAAAAGGCGCUAAAGGGCAAGGAAGAUUCGUUAGAGAAUGAAAUCAAAGUUCUGCGAAGGUUCAGUGAAAGUGCGACACCACAGAGUGGUGGCGGAUCGCUCAAGUCGGAUAGUAGUGGCGAAAAGAGAUGGCUAACCCACCCCAAUAUCGUUCAAUUGUUGGAGACGUUCGAGGACAAGCACAAAGUCUACUUAGUUAUGGAGUUGGUCACUGGUGGUGAACUAUUCGAUAGAAUUGUCGAGAAGGGCUCGUACACAGAAAAGGACGCAUCUGGUUUAAUAAGACAAGUGCUCGAGGCGGUAGAUUAUAUGCACGAACAGGGUGUUGUUCACAGAGAUCUCAAACCGGAGAAUCUCUUAUAUUAUAGUCCGGAUGAGGACAGUAAGAUUAUGAUCAGCGAUUUCGGCCUAUCGAAGAUGGAAGAUUCUGGGAUUAUGGCGACUGCUUGCGGUACGCCAGGAUAUGUCGCACCCGAGGUUCUAGCACAGAAACCAUAUGGCAAAGCAGUGGAUGUGUGGAGUAUAGGAGUUAUUUCGUACAUUCUCCUGUGUGGAUAUCCUCCGUUUUACGACGAGAAUGACGCCAAUUUGUUCGCACAAAUUCUGAAAGGUGAAUUUGAAUUUGAUUCGCCAUAUUGGGAUGAUAUCAGUGCUUCUGCAAAAGAUUUCAUUGGAAAGCUGAUGUGCGUCAAUGUUGAAGAACGUUACACUUGCAAACAGGCUCUUGCGCAUCCCUGGAUUUCCGGCAACGCCGCUAGCAAUAAAAAUAUUCAUGGUACUGUAUCCGAACAACUUAAAAAGAACUUUGCCAAAUCAAGAUGGAAGCAAGCAUACCAUGCAGCCACGGUUAUACGUCAGAUGCAACGGUUGGCGCUAAACAGUGGCCAGCAACAACAGCAACAGGAGAGUACAGGCUCGAUCGGCCCCUCCAGCGGCAACCCCAUGCAAUAUCGAGAGCAAUCGCAGGUUAGCUACAACCAGCACACGGGGCCGUCGCCGCCGCCCUCGAGCAAUCUCAGCAAUUGAAGCAAACGCGAGUCGUUGCUCACCAUGUCAAGCCUGAUGUUUAUGAAUCUCACUUCUCACUCCAUUCCAGUCACUCCCGCCGACUACUCGUCUCCGCUAUACGUGUGCAACAAACGCUUUAAGCUGUGGGGCAACACAUGCACUGUCCUCUCUGUCCGCUCUCUUUUAAGACAACUUGUGUCGCAACUUAGGAAGCAACGGAAGCAUAAGAAGAGCUGAGCUUUAGGCACCGUUAGAAUCACGCGCACAAUAAGAAGGACAAUGUAUGUACGCGACGUAGCUGUCGCUUUCAAGCUACGGGAGCGACGGGGAUAGAUUAGAGCCAAUUUGCUUCGCGCCAGUGACGCGUACAUAUACACAUAUACAUG